AUGGGAGUUCCUACCUUCUUCCGUUGGCUUUGUACUCGCUACCCUAAGGUCAUCAAGGAUGCUGUUGAGAAGGUUUGCAUUGAAGUCCCUGGAGAGGGCGGCGAUGGCGCGAAUACGUAUGAUGUUCCUGUUGACUUCGAAGAGCCCAAUCCUAAUGGGAUAGAGUUCGACAAUCUAUAUCUGGAUUUGAACGGUAUCAUUCAUCCUUGCUGUCACCCGGAAGAUGGUAUGACUCCUGAGAAUGAGGAUGUCAUGUUUCUUAAUAUCAUGCGAUAUGUGGAUCGGCUAGUGCGCAUCGUUCGUCCACGUAAGUUGCUCUAUGUCGCUAUUGAUGGUGUUGCUCCUCGAGCUAAGAUGAACCAACAAAGGGCUAGAAGGUUCAAGGCUGCCCAGGAAGCUACGGAACAGAUGAAGGAAGAGGAGAAGCUCCGUCGGCAGAUGGUGAAGGAAGGGCGAGAGCCACCUAGCAAGAAGGGAGUCCCAUGGGACAGUAACGUGAUCACUCCUGGUACUCCUUUCCUCGACAAGGUUGCUCACAUGCUGCAUUGGUACAUCAGUGAUAGGAUGACCAACGACCCGCUAUGGCAGCUGUUGGGCUUUCGGUGUAUACUCAGUGAUGCUGGCUCGCCGGGAGAAGGAGAGCAUAAGAUUAUGGACUUCAUAAGGAAGCAGAGGAUGAUGGAGGGGUACAAUCCUAACACGACGCACAUGCUGUAUGGCGCCGAUGCGGAUUUGAUAAUGCUUGGCUUGGCGACACAUGAGAUAUCUUUCUACAUCAUCCGAGAGGUCGUGUUGAAGCCCGAGGAAAGGAAGUGUUAUCUGUGUGGCAAGGUUGGUCAUUUGCCGUCAGAGUGUACGGGAGACGACCAACAACCUGAUUUGGGGGAUGAAUCUGAGGAGGAUGAAGACAUGCUCGAGAUGAAGCCUUUCCAAAUCAUAAGUUUGCCUGUUUUACGAGAGUACCUUGUCGAGCAGUUCACGACUGCCUUCUGUCCACCCAAUCAGAAGUGCAUCUUGCCGUUCCCGUUUGAUGUUGAAAGGGUCAUAGAUGACUUUGUCUUUAUGUGCUUCUUCGUUGGUAAUGAUUUCCUACCGCAUCUGCCCUCACUCAAUAUCCGUGAUGGAUCGAUCGACCAGAUGAUAUGCCUUUACGUGGAGAUCCUCCCUACCCUUACUGACUACCUUACCUGUCAAGGGGAAGUCAAUCUAGUGCACCCUCCCUUAGNNNNGGCUAGGAACACAUUCUUCGGACAGUUUCCCAUGUAA
Perkinsus marinus ATCC 50983 is the source of this 1266-nucleotide messenger RNA. Its product is annotated as 5'-3' exoribonuclease, putative. The coding region runs from base 1 to 1266 and encodes 421 amino acids. The record is from RefSeq and is a predicted model, not a curated record. Lineage: Eukaryota; Perkinsozoa; Perkinsida; Perkinsidae. Gene Ontology annotation, cellular component: nucleus. Gene Ontology annotation, molecular function: 5'-3' RNA exonuclease activity; RNA binding; zinc ion binding. Gene Ontology annotation, biological process: nuclear-transcribed mRNA catabolic process. The transcript has 12 exons.